UUGUUGACAAAACAUUUUCCAAUCCCUUCGGAAUUUCAACUUUAAAUAAUUUAUUAAAAUAAGCGAUCACGGUGAGAAACUUUGUUGUUAAAAAGUCUUAAAUUGCGAGGUAAAAAUCAAGAAAGGCAUAGGACCAGAAUAAGAAGCUUAAAUUCCUUUAGAUGUUUGUUAUAUGAAUGGUUCCUUUAAGUUUGUUCAUUUUUCAAAGUUAAUACAAAGAACAAGAUGGAUUUAAGUUUGGUGGAUCUUAAGGCAAUGGAUGAUUCAUUUAUCCUAACAAAGUCUGAGGCAAUGGAUGAUGAAGUUACACAAAUCAUAAAGAAAUGGAAUUUAAGUGCGAAAAAAGAAAAUUCUGAAAACAUUAAUAGAAAGGAUGCCUUCGAUUCCAGGACAUUUACACGUCCUAAAAAAAAUCUGUUCAAUCAACAACAGCGAUCAAUACCUCACGGUAAUGAAACUGAUGAUUAUUCGAUAGAAUCUGGCAUUGCAUCUAUAAAUUUAAAAGUUGGUGGUGCAAUGUCAUCAUUCAACCCAAGACUAGUGCAACGGACGUGGUUAAGCGAUGUGUCACCACCAAGUUCAAUUUCUACUUCUAUAAGCAUGCAAAAUAAUGACAACAUGCUCAAUAGUCUAAUAACAAGCAGCGACUUUAGCAAUGUCAGUUUUCUAUUGAAUACAAGCGAUGACAAUGACGCAACGUAUAAAGCUAAUCCAACUGUUUUAGCUGAAAAGCCCGAUUCUGCAGCAAAUGUGACAAGAAACUUAAUAAACUUCACAUUCGAUGUCGAUAAAACGAUGCCACUCGGUGCAACAUUUACACAAGUUGACACUGAAACACCAAUUAAAGAGUUUGGCAUAGAAAAUGGUGAUUUUUAUUGUCCACCAGAAAACUUUGGAAAUAAUCUCACAUUUGAUGCUCAUGAAAAUAGCAACGAACGAGCAUUGGACCAAUUCAAUGAAACUGUUAUUCAAUCAACACCAGUUCUUCCCAUUGAAAAUGAAAAUGAACAUUUUAAAAAGAAUUUUGAACUGACAGUGUCACCAAUCAACAGUUUACGUGAUGAUUUUAAAAAUGACGAUGGUGAAAGUGUGGCUUUGAGAAAAUUAAAGUCACGGAAACUAAUCGAUGAUAUAACAAUUGAAGAUUAUCGCAUAUCAAUAGAAGAUCAAUGUGAAUUUCUGUUAAAUGAAGAGACAAUUAAGUUAAGUUCUCGUGUUUAUGGUGAUUCGAUGGAAUCUUCUGAAUUAAAAUCGACACUUCAGAAAUCAGCUGAUUCAAAUGAAAAAGAUUUCGAUAGAAUGCUUGAAAGUUUCAGUGUGAAGAAAUCUAUGGAAAGUGAAAAACUUCUUCAGUCGAUCAAGCAACGUCACUCACAAAUAAAUUUUGAAAAGCAACGGGAAGAGAAGCAGAAGAGAGACGGCGAAAAUGACAAUAAGAUUCAAUAUGAGUCGAUGAAUCAAAAAAGCCAAAGACUCUUACAGAGAUCGCGUCUUUACGAUGAUGUCAAUGUUGAACUGCAGAAACAAUCACAAGAGAUUUUUGAUACUGACGGUGCCAAAACUUCUACGAAAGAACAAACUGAGCCUGAAGAAAACGAAAGUGUUGACACAAAUAAUCGCGACAGAUUUAAAACAAUCAAACUGAACAAGAAACUACAAAGUGGAAUGGUUGUUGUUGAUACAGAAGAACCGAUACAGCCAAUUGAAUCUAAUGUCGAAAACUCAACUAGUCCUGGUUCAAACAAAGAACGAAGAAAUCAAUUGAAUCAGCAAACCCAAGACAAGAAGGAAUUGAAAAAACCGGCACCACCAUCAAAAUUAUCAAAGUUUGGAUUCGGUUUUACACGCCCAACUUAUAAAAGUCAAAACGAACUACAAUUAACUCUCAAAGCAAGCUCUACUGAUAGUUUAGAUAAUAAUCAACCAAAAGUUUACAACCAUAAAGUUCCGAAUCUUAAGUCACCGAUGGGAGUGAAAUCGAAAUCAAUUCAUAAUCUGAUGUACAAUGGCGGCAGCAACCAAAAUGGAUCGCGUUUGGGAAGUAAUAGCAACUUGAAACUUACGACUACGACAAAAUCACAAUCAAAUCUUAAAUUUCCAAGAGCUUCUUCUCUAGUAAGGCAAAUGGCUGAUAAUGGAAUUCAGUCAUCUUCAAACACAUUCUCGAAUGCACAAAUGCGACCACCACCAAAUCGAAAAGGAAUUGUGCGACCAUCUUCAGGAUAUUAUGGAAAUACAUUUAACUCGAAACGGUUUGAUUCUGAUGAAUCAGGAUGCAGUCUUUCAUCGUCAUCAGCAAGUUCACGUAACAGCGUGCAUUUGUCUGGUGAUCAAUAUCAACAACAGAACUAUCAAAAACCGAUCAACAGUAGUGAAGAAUUGUCAACCAAAUCUUCUGUUACUGGAACGAUUCCGAAACCAACUGGAUUAAGACCACCUUCAAGCCUUCGAAUGCCACAGGCAAGGAGCGGUUUACCUCGACCUGCUGGCAUCAUGAAACGAUAAAUUAAUGCUCGUAUCUAUAGACAUUUUCUUUUUCUUGCAUUUCUUUUUAAUUCAUUCUUAUCAUCCUUCCAUUUUCGUCAAACAUCAUUAUGCAUGAAGCUUCUACAUGCUUCCAGUCUUUUAAGUUGUUGAAAUUUCUGAUACUUUGAUAUUUUUGCGAGUGUCAUAAUGGAAAUUCAAUUUUUGUUAAUGAAUUUUUAGCCACUAAAUAGAUAAGAAAGAAACACUAAAUUAAAGCAUAGCUAUCGAAACGAACAUUUUUCAAAUUUCUUUAAAAAAAUUGUACUUCUGAUCAAACAGAUCAGCUCAUAUUGUUUUUGCUUAAGCAUUUUCCAUUAUUAUUUCUCGAAGUAUCGUGAUAAAUAAAUAAAAACAUUUAUACAGAUUUACACA
Clunio marinus is the source of this 2898-nucleotide messenger RNA. Lineage: Eukaryota; Metazoa; Arthropoda; Insecta; Diptera; Chironomidae. The record is from the annotation of a GenBank genome assembly.